Messenger RNA from Linderina pennispora, 921 nucleotides. Its product is annotated as RRS1-domain-containing protein. The transcript has a single exon. Gene Ontology annotation, biological process: ribosomal large subunit biogenesis; ribosomal large subunit export from nucleus; ribosome biogenesis. The record is from RefSeq and is a predicted model, not a curated record. The coding region runs from base 1 to 921 and encodes 306 amino acids. Gene Ontology annotation, molecular function: protein binding. Gene Ontology annotation, cellular component: preribosome, large subunit precursor; nucleolus; nucleus. Lineage: Eukaryota; Fungi; Kickxellomycota; Kickxellomycetes; Kickxellales; Kickxellaceae.
AUGGAUGUUUCGGGUAUUCUGCAGGAGCACAAGGACCGGUUCAGAUCGGUGCAAGUAGACAAGCUGGUGCCGGUCGACUUUGACCUGGGCCACCUUGCCAGCUUUGACAUAAACCUGCUGGAUCCGGGCAAGCUGAAGGCGAGCCAAAAGACACGGGACGCCUACCUGAAAGAAAUCUCCCGCGACGGCGCGCAGCUGAUGAUCAAUGAGCUGUUCAGCCUGCCGACGGUAGUCGACGACGACAGCGUGUACGCGCAGUUGCCGAAGCCGCAGACCACGCUGCCGCGCGAGAAGCCGCUGCCCAAGGAGAAGGCCGAGACGCGGUGGGAGAAGUUUGCCAAGAUCAAGGGCAUCCAGACGCGCAAGCACUCGCGCAUGGUGUUUGACGAGGAGUCGGGCGAGUACAAGCCGCGGUUCGGCUACAAGAGCGCCAAGAACGAGGAGAUGAACCAGUGGGCGAUUCCGGUGCCUGACAACGCAGACCCGUAUGAGGACCAGUACGCCAAGCUGCGCACGGAGAAGAAGGAGCGCGUCGCCAAGAAUGACCGCCGCCGGCAGAGGAACGCCGAGGAGGCAAUGGCCACGGAGCGCGGCAUGAAGCCGCAUGAGAUGCGCAAGUCGCAGCUGCAGCGCGCUUUGGUUAUGUCCAAGGGCUCGACUGCGUCGCUGGGCAAAUUCGACACGAAGCUGACUGGCGAGCCCAAGAUCAAGGGCGUCAAGCGCAAGUUCGACCCACUGGUUGGCAGUGCUGACAAGGAGAAGUCCAAGAACAUGGACAUCCUGAACCGGGUCAACAAGGGCGAGGCCAAGGCCAGCCUGCUCAACGUGCGCAAGGCCCAGCGUGCCCUGGGAACCAACAAGCAGGUCCAGGCCGAGAUGAACACCAAGGGCAAGAAGCAGACGAAGCGUUCACGGAAGUAG